GGAUUUUUUUGCAUGCGAAAAAGCCUCGUGAAGAAGAAGAAGAAGUGGUGAAGUGACCUCGCCGGAUUUUGUGAUUAUUUUUGUGAAAUUUAGCCAUUUUAUACGUUUGGAGAGGUACAAUGACUGAAGAAUACCGUCUGUCCCAUCGAUCGAAGAAGCGUGUGAGGGAGACAAAACGCAAGGCACGUCCUGAGCUCAAUGAUAAGGGUGCAUGGAGUCAGUUGGGGUAUGCGGAGAAUUUUGAGCCAUUCCGCCACUUUACGGACAAUGCAGAGCGCAUUGGGGGCAGAGAAGUGGACUGCCAGGAGUUUAUCCGGGAUUUUGAGGCUCCGUACAAGCCUGUGGUGAUCACAGGGCUGCAGGAGGGUUGGAAGGCACUGGAGAAGUGGACGAUGCAGCGUCUGGCCAAGAAGUACAGGAAUCAGCGUUUCAAGUGUGGCGAGGACAAUGAGGGCUACAGUGUCAAGAUGAAGAUGAAGUACUACAUUGACUACAUGCGCUCCACCCGCGACGACAGUCCCCUGUACAUCUUUGACAGUGGCUUUGGGGAACACCAUCGACGCCGGAAGCUCCUGGAGGAUUACACGGUGCCAAAGUACUUCCGGGACGAUUUGUUCAAAUACGCCGGAGACAGGCGUCGACCGCCGUAUCGGUGGUUCGUAAUGGGUCCAGCCAGGUCCGGUACGGGUAUUCACAUCGAUCCGCUGGGGACUAGUGCCUGGAAUGCCCUCGUGGUGGGACACAAGAGAUGGUGCCUCUUUCCUACGCAUACGCCCAAGGAGCUCCUCAAAGUCACCAGCUGCGACGGUGGGAAGCAGCGGGAUGAGGCCAUUACGUGGUUCCGGGUGAUCUAUCCAAAGACUAAGGAUCCCAACUGGCCACAGGACUGCAAGCCGGUGGAGAUCCUGCAGAAGCCCGGAGAGACAGUGUUUGUGCCAGGAGGUUGGUGGCACGUGGUGCUAAAUCUCGAUGAUACGAUCGCUGUGACGCAGAAUUUCUGCAGCAGAACGAAUUUUCCGGUGGUGUGGCACAAGACGGUGCGUGGUAGGCCAAAAUUGUCCCGAAAGUGGUACAAGGUGCUACAAGAGAAGGAGCCUGAAUUGGCCAAAUUGGCAUCCGAGGUGAAUUUACAACAGAGCACUGGAGUGGCUUCGGAUAGUUCUAGCAACUCGAGUUCUUCCUCCAGCUCGGAUUCGAGCGAUGAGGAUGAGAGUGAAUCUAGGUCCUCGGACAGUGGCCAGGAGAGUCUGACGGCUCACAAGAAGAAGAAACGACGACUACAUGCUGAUGAUGGAAAUACAGCAGAGUAGACGCGCGCGAAUUUUCUUGGUUUUUUUUGUAGCAACCUCUUCGAUUGAUGUCUCCUCGGGAACUUUUAUAUAAUCCUACACCGACAAUAUUAUAUCAAUUCCUGUAAAAAUAUUUAAUGAAAGAUACACCCUAAAGUAUUCGCCGAGAUAUUUUGUGGAGGAAGUAAAAAAAGAAAACAAUGCGAGAAAAA
Messenger RNA from Phlebotomus papatasi, 1501 nucleotides. It is a transcript of the gene PSR, whose product is annotated as bifunctional arginine demethylase and lysyl-hydroxylase PSR. Gene Ontology annotation, molecular function: P-TEFb complex binding; histone H4R3 demethylase activity. The transcript has 3 exons. NCBI's taxonomy places the organism in Eukaryota, Metazoa, Arthropoda, Insecta, Diptera, Psychodidae. Gene Ontology annotation, biological process: phagocytosis. The record is from RefSeq and is a predicted model, not a curated record. Gene Ontology annotation, cellular component: cytoplasm; nucleus. The coding region runs from base 120 to 1310 and encodes 396 amino acids.